Molecule: messenger RNA, 1413 nt
Organism: Cotesia congregata
Lineage: Eukaryota; Metazoa; Arthropoda; Insecta; Hymenoptera; Braconidae
Source: the annotation of a GenBank genome assembly
AUGUCUGUCUUUCCCCGUUGCCGCUUGAUCAACACAAAUUUCAUUCGCCCGACAACCUUCUCAUCGCACUCGAGUAUUACUUUCCUUGACAAGAGGACUUUGAACACAGAGCGAUCCCAACACAGGUCUUUGCUUAGCAGCUCAAUUACCCAGUCAAUUAGAACAUUCAGCUGUACUUCUGUAGCCAUGGCUAAAAUCAAGGCGGGGCCAGUAGUGGACAUCUUGGGCGAUGAAAUGACUCGCAUAAUUUGGGAGUCAAUAAAAGAAAAAUUGAUCCUUCCCUACUUGGACAUCGAAUUACACGUCUAUGAUCUUGGUAUCGAGCACCGUGAUGCUACGUCAGACCAAGUGACAAUAGACUGCGCAGAGGCGAUCAAAAAGUACAACGUUGGCAUUAAGUGCGCUACAAUAACUCCAGAUGAGAAGAGAGUGGAGGAAUUCAAGCUUAAGCAGAUGUGGAAGAGUCCCAAUGGAACUAUUAGGAACAUUUUAGGCGGUACUGUAUUCCGGGAAGCAAUUAUCUGCAAGAAUAUACCGCGGCUGGUCACCGGAUGGAACGAGCCGAUAAUUAUUGGCAGACAUGCCUUUGGAGAUCAGUACAGAGCCACUGAUUUUGUGGUACCGGGUGCUGGAAAGUUGGAGAUAUCAUGGACAGGGACUGACGGAAAUAAAAUCCUCCACACUGUCCAUGAAUUUAAAGGAGCUGGAGUUGCUCAAGCUCAAUUCAACACUGAUGAGAGCAUACGCGAUUUUGCACACAGUUCAUUCGAGUACGCGCUUUCAAGAAAGUACCCUCUGUACUUGUCUACAAAGAACACAAUUCUCAAGAAGUACGAUGGAAGAUUCAAAGACAUUUUCCAGGAGAUUUACGAAGCCAAGUACAAGAGCAAGUACGAGGCAGCUAAUAUUUGGUACGAGCACCGGCUGAUUGAUGACAUGGUUGCCUAUGCCAUGAAAUCUAACGGAGGAUUUGUUUGGGCUUGCAAAAAUUAUGAUGGGGACGUGCAAUCUGACUCGGUUGCUCAAGGCUUUGGGUCUCUGGGUUUGAUGACCUCGGUGCUGCUGUGUCCCGAUGGCAAGACUGUUGAAGCAGAAGCUGCCCAUGGAACGGUAACUAGACACUACCGUCAGUACCAGCAGGGAAAAGAAACUUCUACUAAUCCUAUUGCUUCUAUCUUUGCUUGGACUCGGGGACUUCUUCAUCGCGCUAAACUCGAUAAUAAUCAAGCUUUGAAGAACUUUGCCGAGACACUUGAAAAAGUCUGCAUUGAUACGAUUGAACAGGGCUUUAUGACCAAAGAUUUGGCGAUUUGCAUCAAGGGCAUGGAUAAAGUCAAGCGGUCUGAUUAUCUUGAGACUUUUGAAUUCAUGGACAAGCUUGCGGAUAAUCUUAAAAAAAGUCUUGGGAAAUGA